Messenger RNA from Penicillium canariense, 1002 nucleotides. RefSeq names its product holocytochrome c synthase CYC3. Gene Ontology annotation, cellular component: mitochondrion. The record is from RefSeq and is a predicted model, not a curated record. Gene Ontology annotation, biological process: cytochrome c-heme linkage. Lineage: Eukaryota; Fungi; Ascomycota; Eurotiomycetes; Eurotiales; Aspergillaceae. Bases 1 to 1002 code for a protein of 333 amino acids. The transcript has 3 exons. Gene Ontology annotation, molecular function: holocytochrome-c synthase activity.
AUGGGUUGGUUCUGGGCCGAUUCGCAGCCAAAGGCGCCUAUUGUGCCGCACCCUACAACAGCAGGCGGUGUCCCUCCGCCCGGAUGCCCGAUGCAUGAGUCGACUUCAGCAUCCGCUGCUGCGCCAGCCGCGGCACCGAAGAGUGCCGAAUCUCCCAGCAGCUGCCCGAUGCGAUCCACAGAUUCGCCUUUCUACGUUGCUCCGAAAUCCUCGAACGUGGGAGCUCCGCAGGCGCCUGCCGCUCCGCAAAAAUCGUCCGCCCUGUCCAAACUGAACCCGUUGAACUACAUGUUCGCCUCGAUCUCCCAGGAGCGUGCGCCAGAACAGACCGUUGAUCUUUCCGUUGACCGAGAGAUUUCGUCGAUCCCAAGAGGUGACGCCGAGGGUAAAUGGGAAUACCCCUCUGCCCAACAGAUGUACAAUGCUAUGUUGCGUAAAGGAUACACGGACACUCCCCAAGACGCGGUGGAGUCCAUGGUUGCAGUCCACAACUUCCUGAACGAAGGUGCCUGGAACGAGAUCAUUGGCUGGGAGCGCACGUUCGCAAAGGGUCUCGGGGAAGGAUGGGAACGAUGUCGGCGAGGCGAAGAGAACCUGAACUUCCAGCUGAUGAAGGAAGAGAUCAUGGGCACUGUGGACGAGACCACUGAGCCUCGUCUGAUCAGGUUCCAGGGUCGGCCCACGGAGCUGACCCCCAAGGCCCGCAUCUUCCAGGCCCUUGGAUGGGUGUACCCGGCCAAAUUUGAAACCGCCCCGCCCUUCGACCGACACGACUGGUUCGUUCAGCGUCAAACACCUUCUGGCCCGAAGCAGGUCCGCUACGUGAUCGACUACUACUCCGGGGACCCGGAACCGAAUGGCGAGCCCGUCUUCUACCUUGACAUUCGUCCUGCCCUGGACUCCCCUACCGCCGCCGUUGAACGACUGAUGAGAUGGGGAGGUGAUGUUUGGUGGAAAGCCAGUGGUGGUGCUGCCCGUGAACCUGGCCACGGCCACCCAUGA